Messenger RNA from Ictalurus punctatus (channel catfish), 3035 nucleotides. It is a transcript of the gene cisha, whose product is annotated as cytokine inducible SH2-containing protein. Bases 628 to 1302 code for a protein of 224 amino acids. The record is from RefSeq and is a predicted model, not a curated record. Gene Ontology annotation, biological process: phosphatidylinositol phosphate biosynthetic process; intracellular signal transduction. Lineage: Eukaryota; Metazoa; Chordata; Actinopteri; Siluriformes; Ictaluridae. The transcript has 3 exons. Gene Ontology annotation, molecular function: 1-phosphatidylinositol-3-kinase regulator activity. Gene Ontology annotation, cellular component: phosphatidylinositol 3-kinase complex.
CAAUUUUUCAAUAAACCAUUUAUGACUCAACAAACCCAACAUUGUAUCGGAACCUUAUGAACUCGGGUAAAACUGGUUUGAUCCAUGCGUGUGCUAAAAAAGGAGUCAUACCGGGAAUGAUUGGGGGCGACUCAGAGAAAGUCACUGAUGGCGUCAGAGGCGCGGACACGCGCGCUGAUUCGGAGAAAAGUCGUUCCUGGAACUCAGGCGGAAUCAGCACGCCAAAGCCCCCAGUUGUUUCGGCUACAUACUUUUAAGCUGGUAACCGGCUGAAACACUAUUCAUUAGCGCGGAUCGUACCGGGUGCUGUUUCAGCCACAUCUCUGCUCCCGGGUUAUUCAUUUAUAACGUCGGCGGUUUUCACCAAGAGAGGCGCGGGGGGAAGGUGUUUAGAUCGCGGCGCGGGGGGAAGGUGUUUAGAUCGCGGCGCGGGGGGAAGGUGUUUAGAUCGCGGCGCGGGGGGAAGGUGUUUAGACCGCGGCGCGGGGGGAAGCUGUUUAGAUCGUGGCGCGGGGGAAGGUGUUUAGAUCGCGGCGACGCACCGAGUCUCAACAAGCAGAAGCUCAAGAGCAGCUGAGAAACUUUCCGAGACGGUUGAGGAACCUGACUGAAGCCCUCGCUCAUACGAUGAUCCUCUGCGUUCAGGGUCCCAGAGCUCUGUUAGGAGACUCGCAGUCUCAGGUGGUUCCUCUUGGGGUUUCAGUUGUCUCUUCCUCAUCAGCACGUUGUCUCCAGAGCACCCCCAAGUUCUGGGAAUCCAGCAAAGAACUGUGCACCAUCACCAGCAACUUCUGUUACCUCGAUGCUUCAGGGUGGUACUGGGGCACCAUCACAGCCAGUGAGGCCCAUUCACUCCUUGAGGCGGCCCCAGAGGGCACGUUCCUCAUUCGGGACAGCAGUCACCCUCUCUACAUGCUGACUCUGUCAGUCAAAACGGGACGCGGCCCUACUAAUGUGCGCAUUGAGUACAGUCAUGGGCGCUUCCAGCUCGACUCGAGUUCACCAGCCCGAGCACGUCUGCUCUCUUUCCCUGAUGUGUUGAGUCUAGUUCAGCACUAUGCUACCUCAGCAAGGGGACGUGACGCGGCUCAGGAGGACAAGUGCGAUCCCAUAACUCCCCUGGUACCUAAGGAGUGUGCUGUGCUGCUCAAGCUGAAACGUCCACUCCGCCAGCCUCAGGCUUUUCCAUCCCUACAGCACCUUGCACGCUUGGCUAUUAAUCAGUACACAGCCUGCCCAGCGAUGCUGCCUUUACCAAAGCCAUUACUGCAGUACCUACAGGAGUACCCUUUCCAGCUCUGACAUCACCAUGGAAACACCAACUUGAACAUAAAAGAGGACCCUGAUGUCAUUAAUGAAAAUGAUGCAGAUGAAAGCUCAUUUCCAGAGAAAUGGGGCUUUGGCUUACUAACCAAUGGUGGCUAUAUUUAAAGCUCUUGAACACUUUUCUCCUUUAGCAGUUAUGACUAAUUUUCUCCUAUGGGAUAAAUUAGAUUUCAGGUUCCCAAAUACAGACUAAACUGGAAAUUCACUGGAACUUAACAGAAUUGCAAAUGACAAAUAGAAAAGUCUGCAGCAAUUCAAUGUCAGCAUUGUAAUGAUGUUUAUAGGACAUGGUGUAACUAGUUUCAUUACCCCACAGACUUUGGAUGAACCUUAAAAAACAACUUGGAAACUGUGGGUUUGAUUCUCCCUACAACAUAGACCCAAGGGUCAUAUCACUUAUUUACAGCGAUUGUUUGCUUAAACAAAAUGAAAGCUACAUAAUUUUCCCCAUGGCUUGAGCUACAAGGCUAAUAUAGCUAAGUAAAAGACACAUGUAGAGCUGUUUUAGCAAUGUUAAAACUCCAUGCGUAAAUCAUCACACACUUGCCGAAAACUAUGGUGUUAUCUGAUAGAUUUGUAAUUUGUUUAAAAAAAAUGUUUAAAAAGGUCAAAAAUAACAUUUUGAUGUUAAAGUAAGUAGAAGCGGCCAUUUUGAAGACAGAAUCACUUUCUUUCCUCAGAGAAUAUCACUCUGCACUACCAUCGGACUCCGACUAGCUACUUUAGCUAGCUACAGAGUGAACCGUAUACCAGGAUAUAGCCAAAAUAAACAAUGUUUACUUCAGGUUCACUGCUCAGAGGUAAAUUUUUUUAUAGAAAAAUGAUAGAACAGCAGAUUUAGAUGUGUUUUUAUAUAAUACUUUUUUAUGGCUUGUGGUUGUGAUUACAAGCCAGUUUGCUAACGUAAACAUGAAAAUCCUGUAAAAAUGUUUAGAAUGAUUUACUUUUUCUGAUUUUGCAUCCACGAACACAAACGCAGCUAUUGUAGCAAGUUAACUUAGCGCAGUAAGUUAUUGUUUACAUUAGCAAUAGGCUCAGAGUAUAGAUGUCACAUAAAGUUUGAAAACUAAUAUUAAUCGUUUUUCUUUAUAAUUUUGAAAAAAGUCAAUUUAUGAAACAAACUGCAAUUUUUUUUAAAGGAACUGUUAAUGGUAUUGCUUGGUCAGAUGAUAUCCUCUAUAAGAGUGUGAUUAUUUUGAAGUUCUGUUCGCAAAGUGCUAAACUAGCAACUAGAAGUCUCCCUUACUUGUUGGCUACAAAACUCAAGGAGCAAACACCAGACUCCAAGCGUAAUUUGGCAGACUAAAAACAAUUAAGGUUAGGGAAAAUGUGUAAAUUUCAUUUUUGGCCUGUUCUUUAAUUCUUAAUUUCUUAAAGAGACAAUCGAGGGUGAGAGGCUGCCAGUGAGCUCCACUGCUUGCAACAUGGCAACUGGAUACACACCAACAUUAAGUCAAAGCCCUGUGUUGUCUCUCUUUCUUUCCUUUUUACUUUUUCUACACAAAAUUCGUUCUGGUACAUAUUACUAUAUAAUCAGUCCAGAAUAAUUUAUUUUUUUCUAUCCCCACAAUGUGGGAGUUUGUAUAUAUUUAUGGACAAGGAUCCUUUUUAUUUUAUAAUAAAAGAAAAAUACUGAACCAUUCAAGCUCUUUCAUGUGAUCUUAUUCAAUAUGUUUAUGUUAAUAAAUAUAUUUAUUUAUGGACUUUCA